AGUCUUGGUGUCACCAAAAAAAAAAAAAAAAAAUAAAAAAUAAAAAAUAAAAAAUGAGGGCCUUUGUAAGGUUGUUGUUAUUGUUGAAAGCGAGGUUUCUUGGCCUAUGUUUUGCCUCCAAAGGAGUUGAAUUUGUUUUCCUUUCCUUUUCCUUUCCAUUUUUUUGUUUUCCUUCCAUCCUUUGUUUAACUAAUGGCUAAUAAAAAUCGUUAUGAAAAACAUUGAAUUAAUUUUUUUUUUCUUCUUUUCUAAAUUUGCAUGCGACUUUGAACUGGAUUUGUCACGGCCGGCAAUGAUAAGUGGGCAACAUGUCGGGCUGACUGAGACUAUCCCAGCUCCAAUUUAGAUCGACAUGGUACACGUGAAAUCGGACCCUUUGUUAGGUUUUGGCUAUCCCACUCAUCCUUUGUCUUUUAUUAGCCUUUGUGGGUUCUACUCAUAGUUAAGCAUGUUGGGGAUAUUUAUUAUUAUUUUUACUAUUGCCCCUAGUCAAUAAAAGAAAAAUAAAAAAUAAUAAGAAGAAGAACAGUAAAUCGAUAAAAUGUAAUAAUGGGUCUUAUUGAUUUUUCAAUGUUAAAAAAUGAGCAAUAAUAAUCGAAUGAGCUGUCUAGUAUAUGAUUUGUCUAGUAUAUAUUUAGAUUGUUUAAUUAUUGAUUGUUAUUAUCAUCAUUAAGAGCUUAGGCAGUUGGUUUGGCACAAGGGUUUCAGUUGUUCAACUUAUUUAUGGUUGGACUUGGUUUGGAGGCUGUGUUAUUGUACUUAUAAAUAGUCUAUUAAUGGAAUACCUAACAGUUGAUCAUCCACGAAGUUCUUUUUAUCAAUUUUGCCCUUAAUAUGGGUGAUUUCAUGAUAAUUGAAAUCGUAUAUAUUCAUCUACAUAUAAGCUAAUUAACUAUUAUCAUAUUAUUGUUGCGGUAGCUGUCUGGCUUAUAACUUAUAUAUUUACUUGGCUUGAACUACUUGUAGCUUUGUGGAUUUAUUUAUGUAUGUUAAUUAUUAGAUGUUUUAUUGUAAUUAGUUUUUAGAUGAUAAUUGAAAGGUUAUAUACAACGAUUUAUGAUAAAAGUUAAAACCAUUUUGAGAUAAAACCAAAUAAUUAUGAACAAAAAGAGGAAAAGACUAGCAUGAGAAUAUUAGCAGAUACAAAUAUAUUCCAUGAUUGGGAGUUAAUUAAACUUAAAAAUCUAACAUAAAAAUCUGUCUGAGUGAAGAAGUUCCUCUGUUUUAAGGUAGGUCAGCAUUCCAUCAGGUUCACAGUAGUUCCUAUGCCUAUUUGCUUAGCUGCUCAGAUUUCUCUGUUAUUCAACAAGGUGCCUACAAUACAAUCAAGCAUGAAGUAGAAGAGUACAAGGCCAAACACUCUUUUAUUUUAUUUUAUUUUUAUAACUUUUUCACAACAGAAAUUGAGUAUUUUUGUUCAUGUAUCUUUCCCAAAUCAGCAUCAAAAGCAGUAAUAUACAGAUCAAGAAUACAUAUAAUUUGGUUGUCUUUAACUUUUCGGUGAGCAAGUAAAUUAGAAAGAGAAGAUAAAGCUGCAUGUAUAUAUGUGAGACAGGAUGAUGUUCAAUGGGGCAGAGUUGAUGAAAAGUCUUUAUCAAGAAAUGUUUGGCAAGGAGACAAGCUAAUAGGUCUGCUUUGUCAUAUAACUUGGACAGUGGGGUCUCUCACCUUCGACCCAAACCUGCAGGGGCCAACCUUCGUGAACCACCACAUACUGUUUUUUCGCAUAUCUUCAAAAACUCUUUUACCUCUCUAUUUAAAGCCUUAGACUAUUCAUUCCCACCUUCAAAUCACCAGCAAAUCUUCAGCAACUAAAACCCAAAGUCAAAAAUUCUUAUUCCUCACCUGAGAGAGGUUUUUGUAUACAAAUAUUCUUCCAUUUCUGCACACAGACAUGGCAGCUGCCAAUGCAUUCUCUACAAGAAAUACUUCGAAGCUUCGUUCAUGGCCGCGGUGCUCAAAGCACGUAAGAGAGCAACGAGCACGGCUUUAUAUCAUAUGGAGAUGUACUGUCCUACUCCUUUGCUGGCAUGAAUGAGGCCAAGAUAUAUAUAUAUAUAUAUAUAUAUAUAUAUAAAUGGUUCUCUGGUGGAGCUUUUGGUGAUGGACAUCGUGGAUUUCUUUCUGGGGGAUGAAGUUGAAGUUUAAAGCUCUUCUAACCAAGCAAUACUGGGUAUCCUUGGGACUUGUGUUUUAGGGAUUGAAGUGGCAUAAUAGUGACUCUAGUUUGGUUUUAGAUGAUAGAGUACCAAAAAAAAAAAAAAAAAAGGACUCAAGAAUAUGUACACUUUACCAUAUUAAGAAAUCUGAUGAUAUUACACUUCUGUCUU
Ziziphus jujuba (common jujube) is the source of this 2330-nucleotide messenger RNA. Its product is annotated as small polypeptide DEVIL 14. The coding region runs from base 1895 to 2038 and encodes 47 amino acids. The record is from RefSeq and is a predicted model, not a curated record. NCBI's taxonomy places the organism in Eukaryota, Viridiplantae, Streptophyta, Magnoliopsida, Rosales, Rhamnaceae. Gene Ontology annotation, biological process: negative regulation of cell population proliferation. The transcript has a single exon.